AUGGGAGAGCUUGACAGUAUCAUACGGAUCGCCCAAGAUCGUGUAUUUGUCAACUACCGUUCCGAUGUUGCUGAUUCCGUCGCCGAGUCAAGAAGCCAAGGGGACCACCAAAGCAUCAAUCCAGAACACCUCCACACAGGUGGAACUGCACAGACCGAACAAUCACGUACUGCUCAGCCAACCGCACAUGUUGCUGUCAGAGACGGAAUAACCAACACUUGGACGGAGACUGGUCACACCUCGUCAGGCACACCAUCACCAUCGCACAAGGAGUCCACCAAGGCUAAUAUCUUGGCCACCUCAGCUACAUAUACCCAAAAUGAGAUUGAUUAUGAGGACUUCAUCCACGUAUCAAGUAAUGUAGGUUUACCUCAACCAGUGGAAAGAGUAUCUAGGCAUCCAGAAUUGGAAUGGGCAGGUGCUGGCGGAUCAGUGUACUCUGCUGGCAACGUCGAGCUUGACGACUUUUACGCUGGAGAUUUCCCAGAGUUUGACUUCAGUGCCAUCGAUGAUACUGGACUCUCACAGGGAGUCUGA
Cadophora gregata is the source of this 537-nucleotide messenger RNA. RefSeq lists its product as uncharacterized. The record is from RefSeq and is a predicted model, not a curated record. The transcript has a single exon. NCBI's taxonomy places the organism in Eukaryota, Fungi, Ascomycota, Leotiomycetes, Helotiales, Ploettnerulaceae. The coding region runs from base 1 to 537 and encodes 178 amino acids.